Monomorium pharaonis (pharaoh ant) is the source of this 2008-nucleotide messenger RNA. RefSeq lists its product as uncharacterized. The record is from RefSeq and is a predicted model, not a curated record. Lineage: Eukaryota; Metazoa; Arthropoda; Insecta; Hymenoptera; Formicidae. The coding region runs from base 479 to 1153 and encodes 224 amino acids. The transcript is spliced from 7 exons.
CAAGUCAAUUAGCAUUAAAUUGCAGAAACGAGGCAACGAUCAAACAUUAUUCUUACAUGCUUAUUUUGAGAUCACCAUCAAAUUUCGCACACUGUUUAUCAACAAUUCUCUCGAUGUAAAAAUACGCAGCGUUCUUCGUAAUUUCCUCUCUAUAUUUUGUUUCUAAUCUCGCGCGGGUAACUUUGGCCUCAUUAACCGCAGUCUCGGAGGAGGAGGAGGAGGAGGUAGGGCUUAGGACUUAGGGCCUUUCCCACCCCGCACAAGUGACAGCUGAUCCAAACGCUUUCUUUUUUUCGUCUAUGGCGUGGAAUGGAAGUGAUAAUGAUAAUGAGUGAAUAAGAUAAGCGGUCGCGACCGGGCCAACACCUGGUGAAAGAACGCCGUCGUUCCCGUCAUCACGUGUCACGUGGAGUUAAACGCUGGCAUCCGAACAACCAUCUCAAUUAGAUGACGGCGCGACGCCGUGGGCUGGCAGGUCAUGGGGGCCUGUCUCGGCCGCUGUUUAACGAAAGUCACAGAUUCCAUACCAUACAGAUUUUAUCAAAGGCAUACCAGAAUGUCUUUCCAAGAAGAAGAACGAGUUGAGUUGGAUGAUGGAGGGCACAGAGACCAAGCUAAAGGAUCAAAAAGUCUCUUAUCAUUCCUCUCCUUAAAAAGAUUCAAGAAAAAACAUGGGGUUCCAGUGACUCUGGAAUUAUUGGAAGAUGGAAGGUGGUCACGAAGUGGCAAUAAGUAUGCCAGGCUGAGUUCCAGGCACGACGUUUCUACGAGUUCUGGUCUGGAUAUGUCGCUUCAAGUUCUUGACGCAAGAACUUUAAUGAAACAACAGACUUACGUCUCGUCCACUCCAGGAUCAUCGUUAGAUCUUGAAUGGGAACACGAAGGAAUGCCAAUACCAAUCAUGAAAGAUGAAAAGGAAAAUUUGGAGUAUUCUUUAACACAGACGUCACCUAAUAAUAGUCAACCCUCUAGCCUGACGGCAUCUCCUUGGUCCAGAGUCUCGAGUCCAAAUAGUUUAGAAUGGGAUCCAGUAGAAACAGAUAUUGUAUGUGUUGAUGUAGAGACUGAACAACUUCUAACAGAGAUAGAGAGAUUAACAGACAGAGCUCUAAAAGAGACUGGUGAAUGGACUAGCACUAACACCGACAGCUGAUAAAUGAUUCAACUGCAAUUAACGUGGUAUCAUUUGUAUUUUUGUAUAAAAAUGCAAUGGUGGAGUUAAAAUAGACGUCCUAUACUUGUGAAGAAGUUAUUAUUUCGGUAUUACUAUUCUUGAAAUGAUAUAACUAUGUUUAUUGUUUCAAAAAUAUAUAUUGUACAAAGAUAUGUCGAAUACAAAGAUCUGACACGGAUAUCUACAUUGUAGAGUAUCUUAUAAUGAUCUUUAGCACAAAAAGGAAUUACUAAUCUAGUUGUGUACAACUCAAAAAAAAAUAAUUUGCAACAUACAAUAUGUACAGCAAUUGUACGCGAAUAAAAGAUAUAUUUCUUGUUUUCAAUUUUUAGAUAAGGUAUUUGCUUGCUUAAAAUGGAAAAUUAAACUUUUUAAAUUUGAUAUCAAGUUUAGUUUAGCUUUUGUCUCACGCAGCUUCCGUACGACAAUAAAUUAUUUUUUACGAAAUGAAAUGUGCCAUGUUUUACUUACAUACUUCAAACUUUUACAUAUGUGCACUUAAAUGAUUUUUGUCUUAAAACAAUAGAUUGCUUAAAUAAUGCAAGUACUAAUAAUAAUAAUGCAAAUAAAUAUGUAAGAGAUUCUAUUACAGGAUAUUUUUUUAUGUAAUUUUCGAGCUAUUAGAUUUAAAUUUAAGAUAUAAAUGCAAUUUAAACCACACACAUCAACAAAUCAUAUAAUUUAGAAAAAUAGCAAAUGUACAAAAGAAGAAAGUUUCUGAUAGGAAUUAUUUUAUUGUAAUAAAAAGCAUGUAAGGACGAAAUUGUUACUGUAAAUGAUGAAUGUAGAAUGCCUUAACAUAGAUAAUAAAAGAUUAUGAAGUUUGCUAUAGUU